UAAACUGAAAACUUUGGGUAAGAGCACACAACCUAUCAUUUUCUCAAGAUUGGUGUCUUCUCAAGAUUCUAUUUCCUCAUUGGCUGGUUUCAUUGGUUCAUUAUUUCACGCGCAUUCGUAUUGUGACGUAAAUACUAUCAACCUAUCAGGAGGGGAAGAGGAGGCAGUAAUCUUACAGUGUCAGCGCGAGCGCAGGACUGAGAGGGGAGUCAUACCGUGAUUCAGAGUCACUGACUUCACUGAUGAAGUGGAGUUUGGUGAGGAAAUGACUCCAAAGAGCUGAGGACGCUGAUAGCGCGCGCGCAUGGGAGACAACCGUGAAAAGUUGACCCUGAUUCUCUGAGGUGGACAUUAUCAUCAUCAUCACCACCAUCAUCAUCAUCAUCAUAAUCAUCAUCAUCAUCAUCAUCACCACUGUUGUCAUUAUUAUUAUCUCCGAAAAUGAGGCGUCCUUCCGUUUUGCUCAUGUGCGUCUUCUUUAGCAUCAGCUGCGUUAAAGCAGUCCACAGCCAGGAGGACAAGGACAAGCGCUUUUUGUGCACAGUGAUCCCCGCUGAUAAAGACCCGAGCUGUCCCGUUCAGAGUGUUCAGGGUGAUGAAGGCUUGAAGAAGACAGUGCUGCAGCUCCGGGAGACUGUUCUCCAGCAGCAAGAGACAAUUACGCACCAACUGGGUGCCAUCAAAGAGCUCACAUCCAAACUGGCUCAGUGUGAGACCACCUCAGAAGACUCUUCAUCGUGGAGGAAUGCUAAAGACACGAUGGACGAUGUCCCGAGGGAUCCAAACGAAACUCUGGACGCGCUGGGUAAGACCAUGCAGAGCCUGAAGGACAGGCUUCAGAACCUGGAGCAACAGCAGAUGCGUGCCAGCCUCUCUGGAGCUCCAUUCCCCAGUGAGCUGCGAGACCUUCUGCAACGUAGGCUGGACGAUCUAGAGAGCCAGCUCCUGCGCAAAGUCAAUGAGUUGGAGGAAGAGAAGUCACAGCUGUACAAUGAGACAUCUGUUCAUCGGCAGCAAACAGAAAACACCCUUAACACCCUCAUUAACAGAAUCUCUGACCUGGAGCGAGCAGGUACAGGAUUCAAGUCCCCUGAGGAUUUUAAACUCUCCCUACCCCUGCGCACAAACUACCUUUUUGGCCGAGUGAAAAAGAGCCUGCCAGAAAUGUAUGCCUUUACCGUGUGCAUGUGGCUCAAGUCCAGUGCCAGCCCUGGCAUUGGGACCCCUUUUUCUUAUGGUGUCCCCGGGCAAGCAAACGAGAUUGUGCUGAUUGAAUGGGGCAACAAUCCAAUAGAGCUACUCAUCAAUGACAAGGUGGCACAGCUACCUCUGUCUCUGAAUGAUGGAAGAUGGCACCACGUCUGCAUUACCUGGACUACUAGAGAUGGUUUGUGGGAGACCUACCAGGACGGCCAGAAAUUGGGCUCAGGGGAGAACCUGGCCCCAUGGCACCCCAUCAAACCUGAUGGAGUCCUCAUUCUGGGCCAGGAACAGGACGUGGUCGGAGGUCGCUUUGAUGCCACGCAGGCCUUCGUCGGUGAGCUGAGUCACUUCAACAUCUGGGACCGUGUUCUCCGACAUGUAGACAUCAGCGCCAUGGCCAACUGCUCCUCCUACGUGCCUGGGAAUGUGGUGGCCUGGGCUGACAGCAACAUUGAGGUGUUUGGUGGUGCCUCUAAAGGGCCACUUGAGUUAUGUGAAGACAGGCUUUUUAACAAUUAAAGACUUACGUAAACUCAAACUGUGCCCAAAUCCUUCUCCUUGCGUUUUGUGAUUGUUUCAUUUUUAAACUCAUUUUUGUAUUUUAUGUUACAGGAUAUGUACGUGAACUUUGGUGGACUUAAUAUUAAAACAGUGUAUGUGGGUUCACUGAUUAUCAGUGUGGACUUUAGUAUGUUACUGGUUCACUAACAGACCUGUAUUAGGAAUAUCCUUUUGGUAUGGAUCUUGAGAAGAUAUUCAGGGAUGGGAAGAUUUAACUGUAAUGUAAUUUCAUUUGGUUUAUUUUAUUUAGGACUUAUUUUGUUAGAUUUUUAAUGAACUCAUAUGUCAUGAAUUGUAUUAUAUAGGUUAUUGUUCUGAGCCAGUGAAUGUAUUAUAGAGUGGAAACACUAUUUUAAAAAAAUAUCUUAUUUUAGCUUUCUGUCCAUUUUAUCCAGGCAACAAAAUAUUGUCAUAAAUCAGCACAGCCAAAUAAUUUACUCUAGUUGUAUACAUUUUUGUGACAUAUUUUGUACAGUAGUGCAUCCAAAAUGAAUGAUAAAAUGCAAACUUGUUUUUAAAGGGAAUCUUGUGCUUUGUGUUUAGGUUUGGCUCUGUAGUUUUGUGUUUAUACAAUGAUUAAUGAUUCUCUUGCAUGGUAUGAAAGGCCUUUGUUGUUAAAAUUUUGUGCCAAUGCUUUUAUUGCUGUUUACCAAUGAGAGAAUAAACG
This is a messenger RNA of Pangasianodon hypophthalmus (striped catfish), 2431 nucleotides long. It is a transcript of the gene nptx2b, whose product is annotated as neuronal pentraxin IIb. The transcript has 5 exons. Bases 442 to 1722 code for a protein of 426 amino acids. The record is from RefSeq and is a predicted model, not a curated record. Lineage: Eukaryota; Metazoa; Chordata; Actinopteri; Siluriformes; Pangasiidae.